UACAGAUAUCUUUAUUUUAUGAUCAUGUUUACUUUAUACAUUCUGAUACUCUGCUGUAAUUUCAUUAUUGUAUUCCUCAUUGUGGUUGAGAAAAGUCUCCAUGAGCCUAUGUACAUUUUUAUUGCAGCUUUGCUAUUGAACUCUGUUAUGUUAAGCACUGUUAUUUACCCAAAGCUUUUGACUGACUUUUUAUCUAAAAGACAGAUCAUAUCUUAUUCCGUCUGUCUCUUUCAGUUUUUUAUGUUUUACUCUUUGGGUGGUUCAGAAUUUUUACUCUUGUUUGCCAUGGCCUAUGACAGAUAUGUGUCUAUAUGCAAACCUCUGCAAUAUCCAAUGAUCAUGACAAAAAAUACUAUCAGCAUUUUUUUAACCUUAGCUUGGAUUGUGCCCUCUUCUCAGGUUGCAGUGGUAGCUGUAUUAAUGGCCAAUAAAAAAAUCUGUAACUUUACUUUCACUGGAAUUUUUUGCAACAAUACAAUUUACAAGCUUCUGUGUGUGCAUUCAACAGCACAAACUGUAUAUGAUAUGGUUGUACUAUCUAAUGUUGCAAUUCUCCCUGCGGUUUUCAUAUUCUUCACUUACACCAGGAUACUUGUGAUAUCCUAUCAAAGCUGUAAAGAAGUCAGGAGAAAAGCUGCACAGACCUGUUUGCCCCACUUGAUAGUUUUGAUCAGCUAUUUGUGUUUUUGUGCAUUUGAUGUCAUUGUAUCUGGUCUGGAGUCUAAUUUUCCAAAGAUUGUACAUUCCAUAUUGACUUUGCAAAUCGUAAUGUAUCCUCCCCUUUUCAAUCCAAUUAUAUAUGGACUAAAAAUGAAGGAGAUUUCUAAACACCUCAAAAGGUUGUUCUGCGCUGUCAAAAAAAACUAA
Neolamprologus brichardi is the source of this 867-nucleotide messenger RNA. Its product is annotated as olfactory receptor 6N2-like. Gene Ontology annotation, biological process: G protein-coupled receptor signaling pathway; detection of chemical stimulus involved in sensory perception of smell. NCBI's taxonomy places the organism in Eukaryota, Metazoa, Chordata, Actinopteri, Cichliformes, Cichlidae. Gene Ontology annotation, molecular function: odorant binding; olfactory receptor activity; G protein-coupled receptor activity. The record is from RefSeq and is a predicted model, not a curated record. Gene Ontology annotation, cellular component: membrane.